Messenger RNA from Aspergillus wentii DTO 134E9, 1143 nucleotides. RefSeq names its product ankyrin repeat domain-containing protein. Gene Ontology annotation, molecular function: protein binding. The record is from RefSeq and is a predicted model, not a curated record. The transcript has a single exon. Bases 1 to 1143 code for a protein of 380 amino acids. NCBI's taxonomy places the organism in Eukaryota, Fungi, Ascomycota, Eurotiomycetes, Eurotiales, Aspergillaceae.
AUGGCUUGUAAACACCGAAUAAAUUUCAACCACGUCAUUCUUUUUGUCGCCGAGUAUCUCAACCCGCACAGUCUGUUGGCCCUGUUCCAUGCCACUCCCUCGCUGGCAAACCGGUUAAUACUGCGCCAUGCUCUCCAUCAGAAUAGAGCAGGACUGUCUAUUUUCCAUCUCAUCGCGCAAGAAGGCGAAGAGAAUAUUUUAAACUCACUCCUCACCCAUAAUGUUAUCGGAUGGGAUGUAAGGGAUCAUAACGGUCGGACACCGCUAUCCCACGCAGCACAAAACGGCCAUAGCACAGUGGCACAUAUAUUAUUGCGCAACGCGGGCGUUGAAGCAGAUGCUAGAGAUGAUUUUGGUCGAACGGCACUAUCUUAUGCAGCUGAGAAUGGCCACGAAGAAAUUACUGCUUUGUUAAUGGAUCGAAACGAUGUUCUGGUCGACUCGAAAGACGUGCUGAGUCGAACUCCGCUGUUAUUUGCUUCUUCGAGUGGACGUUAUAACAUUGUUAGACUACUUGUUGCACGAAAAGACGUCAAGGCAGAUUCGAAAGACCAUCGAGGGUUGACAUCGCUAUCUCAUGCCGCGUGGAAUGGACACGAAGAGGUGGUCAGCAUGUUGCUAGAGAGAAAGGGUGUCGAUAUCAAUUCGAGAGAUGAAGCCGGCUAUACCCCUUUAUCCUGGGCUGCAGAACGAGGCCACGCGACCGUCGUCAGAAUGCUACUGGAGCAGCCAGAUAUCGAUGCAGAUUCAAGAGGACGAAUAGGCCAAUCACCACUAUCCCAUGCAGCCGGAAAUGGACAUGCAGAGGUCGUUCGUCUCCUGUUGCAGAGAGGCGAUGUCAAUCCUAAUUCAAAGGACUUUCGCGGAGAGACGCCCUUAGCAUGGGCUGCAGCCGCAGGGCGGACAGACGUCGUCAGGAUCCUACUCGAAGAAGCAGGAGUCGAUGCUGAUCCUCGCGAUGAUCUUGGACGCACUCCGCUAUCCCUUGCUGCGUGGAGAGGAUUUGAAGCAGUGGUGAAGAUGCUGGUGCAGCGAGAUGAUGUCAGGGUUGACUCGAUUGAUCUUACUGGACGGACACUGUUAUCAAGGGCGAAAGCAGGUGGCAAUGAAACCAUUGUCAAGCUGCUGUCCUCUUGUAUAUAG